Helobdella robusta is the source of this 1260-nucleotide messenger RNA. RefSeq lists its product as hypothetical. The record is from RefSeq and is a predicted model, not a curated record. Gene Ontology annotation, cellular component: membrane. The transcript is spliced from 8 exons. NCBI's taxonomy places the organism in Eukaryota, Metazoa, Annelida, Clitellata, Rhynchobdellida, Glossiphoniidae. The coding region runs from base 122 to 937 and encodes 271 amino acids.
GUUAUUAGUAGUCGUCGCUGGCCGUCGAAUAGCGUCUUGUUCACUAAUUUACCAAAUAUUUUGUGUGAAAAGUUUAUAAGCAAUUCAUAUUAACAUCUACCAAAUCCAUAACUGAGUUGAAAUGAUGCUACCUAACAAGCCCCUCUCCCAGGCAAACCAUCGACCAAUAGAAAACAAGUGUUGUGGGGUAGCCUUCCUUAGGCAUCUCAUUCAUGUCUAUAACUGCCUGCUCAUGGUGUCAGGGUUGGGCGUGCUGGCAGUCGGUUUAUAUGCAUUCUUCCUAACACAUCACUACACGUCGAUUAUCGGUGGCCACUUUGAUUUCUACAUGGCUUCCAUUUAUCUGCUGAUCGGGACGGGUGGUCUGAUCAUCAUGGUUGUCUUCGUGGUUGGGUGCUGUGCCGUCUGCCAGAAGAACCGAACUUGCAUCAUUCUGUACUCAGUGUUGUUGUUGGUUGUCUUGUUACUGGAGACAUGUGCUGGAGUUGUGGCUUACCUUUAUGAAGCUCUGUUGAAGAGUCACCUCUCAGUGAAGCUGAGCAACUCCAUCUUGUAUCAGUACCACAAUGUACCAUCUGUACAGCAGUCUCUGGAUCAUCUGCAAAUUAAUCACCAAUGUUGUGGUUCUACAUCCUACAAAGACUGGCUAUCGAGUGAAUGGUACAUGUCAGUUGAGCACAAUCCUUACAAUGCAUCAGUUCCCAUAUCUUGCUGCAAGUCCCAGGAAGUUGCUGGCUGCGCCAACGCCCAUCAACCUGACAUUCACAUGAAGGGCUGCAUGAAAUCGUUUGAAGGCUUGAUAAACGAGCAGUUGAUUUUGAUUGGUGGGGUGGGGUUAGGAUUGUGCUGUUUGCAGAUCUUUGGUAUCGUUGUGUCAUGUUGCCUUGCUAAGAAAUUGAGGAAAUGGAAAACAAGAGAGAACCAAUACUGGGAGUGAAAGAUAUAAGUGGAUGUUCGAUAUCAAACUAAAUUCUUUCUGAAGUUGCAGGCAAGUGUUCAACACCAAACUGUAGUCACUAUCUUCUAUAUUUGAAGCAUUCAAUGUCCUAUUUAAAGUCAUUUUUGAGAUGAUUUUUUAAACAUUAUUUGAUUGAAAAAGUCUGGAAUUAUUUGUGGUUCUUCGUGUUUUUAUGUCUAUGUUUUAUGCCUUUUAAUUCAUUGCAUUUAACUUAUUUGUGUUUGUGUGCUUGCCUUUAUAUUAAUAAAUAAAUAAACUAAUAAAUAUAAAGGCUAAUAAAUAAAACUCCUCAGACAAGUGUU